UGCAGCCUACAGUGAACUCCAUCUCUUGCGCGACUUGUCAACCCUAUAGCCCUCUUCGACUGUCGACGCUUGAGCAGCGCAAUCGCCUCACUCAUGCGUCUUUGCUGGUCACCGGUGGCCGCAGGCCUCUUGGGCCUGCUGGCGGUAAUGAGUGGCGGCGCCUUUGCAGAUCAAGAUAACAUCCCCCACAACGCCAAUCUCCUUGAUGUACUCGCCGCAUCGUCGAACCACACGAUCCUUGUGCGCCUACUCCAGCGCACCAGGCUCAUACCUACGCUCAACAACCUGAUGGAGUUCGGGGACGGUAGAGGCCUCACCAUGUUGGCUCCCACCGACGAGGCCAUCCUGCGCAGGCGAGACAAGGAGCGCGAUGAGCGAGAGGCUCGUGUCUCUUUCACCCCCAAGUACUAUGAGGCCGGCGACGUUCCAUCGUGGGAUAGUGUCAUGGGACGAUGGGAGUGGGCUGUGGCGUUGGCUGGUACUAAUGCUGAUGAGGAUCAACAAGAGGAAGAUCUCGCUGUGCGAGUGUGGAGCCAAUCCCAGGAGCACCGCAUCGAAAAUAUCAACGCUGUGCUACGACAACAGCUCCUCUACCAUGUUCUCAACUUCACGCUGCCGUACGACUUCAACAUGACUGACGAGGGCUCACCGUCUCCGUUGCCCGAGCCCGGUCAGCAUCCGAUCAUGCACACAACGUUGCACCUUCCCUCACGGAGGUUCUUGCACGAGCCCACCAGGCCUGGCCCGAUUCCUCAUCCACCCUCUGAGCCACCACAUCCAGGUGCAGAGGACCACGGCGGCCUGCUGGGAGGACGUGGCCAAAAGUUACGAAUGGCCACGAGAAAAUCGGCAAAAGAGUCGCUCGGUAUCUACUUUGGCACCGACGAUGAAGGAAAGGGAGGAGCAAAGGUGCUUGCGACGGACUCGUCGAGCAAAAAUGGCAUCGUUGUCAGCAUUGACGAUAUCCUCGAUCUACCUCCGGACCUGGCCACGAUCGUUCGAAAAGACUCUCGCCUGCAGCAUCUCGUCGAGCUGACGACGGACAAGAUGCUCCUCACUCUGACCGAGACGGCCCACGCUACAUUUUUCCUGCCCACUGCAGAGGCUUUCGAAUCGCUCACCGAUUUGGAAAAGACUUUUAUCAUGGGGCCUUGGCAACUCGCACGACAAGAACGUAUCAAGCUCUUGGGCUGGCACAUGAGUGGAAUUGGUGUGGGGAAUGGCAAAGUAGGCUACGGUGAACAGCUUCGAAAGGCCAAUGAGACGCAGAUCACGACGACCUUGGGCGGGGCCGUCACUGUUCGAGUGGAUGACAAGGACAAAAGCUUGACAGUGGACAAGGCCAAAAUAGUCGCUGAGGAUAUUCUGACGGAGAACGGGGUGAUUCACAUUGUAGACUCGCUUUUGCUUCCUUUCGGCGACCUGGCGCUAUCGGUGGAAAAGACACUGCUUGCUCUCAACGCAAGCCGUUUUGUUUCCAUGAUGCACGCAGCCGGCUUGGAAUCGUACAUCAACAAAAAUCCUCACGGCGGUGAAGAUGAAGACGACGAUGAAAAAGCUCUCCCGUGGACUUUCAUGGUGCCUCGUGACGACACAAUCGACAAUUGGUUUGAGAGUCACGCCACUCAAAGGGCUCACCACUUCUCGCGAUGGGGUGUCGACGAAGACGACGCGGACAUUGACAAGCGACCGCCGCUCGAGGAUGUGCUCCGAUAUCACAUCGCGCCCUCGAGCCUGAGCCCUGAAAAUCUGACGAAGGGCAUGCUUGUCGGUACAGAAUUACGUGAUUGGCGUCUGAAGGACGGCCGCCAACGCAUCGUCGUUGCUCUCGAUGAUGACGACGAGGAAGAGAGCAUUCAAGGGACGGCGAGAGCGUGGGGCAAGACGAAGCCACCUCGUCAGGGCAACGGCGAUGUGGCCUUUGGAGACGCUAACGUGAUCGCGACGCCUGUGAAGGUGGGACCGUCAAUCAUCUAUCUCAUCUCAAAGGUCCUCGAACCGCCUUCGAACCCAAUUCAGACGGCCGUGUCCUCAUUGAGUCUGAGCACAUUUGUUGCCACAGUCUUUAGUGCCGAGCUGGACAAGCCCGUCAAGCGCGCACCCGCCAUCACCUACCUCAUUCCUCGCAACGAUGCCUUUGAGGCGCUCGGCUUGGCCAUGCCUUAUUUGCUUCUGGACCGGACCGAGUCUCGUCAAGAGCUUCGCUCGGUGGUCGAGUAUCACGCCAUCGAUAAAAUCGUCUAUACGCCCGACUUUGCCUCUGGCCAGACGCGGUACCCAACUUUGGAGGGAUCUCCGAUCUGGGCCGGGCGAGACGGAAAGGGCGUCGUGGAAAUUAAGCGAGGGACGAGGGGAAGAAACGCUAGGGUGGUCAAGGAUGAUAUCCUGACCUCUACUGGCGUCAUUCACGAGAUUGACCAGGUGGAGUUGCCGCCGACGCUCGACUUGACGAUCGACAAACUUUUCAAGGGGUCAAAGGCAGACACCAUGCGAGAUCUGGUCGUCCAGGCUGGCUAUGGCUGGAUCUUGAACGGGACGAGACCAACAAGCGAGGAGCAGCUCGACGCCCUUCGGUCAAAGUGGGGCGGUAAGAACAGAAAGAGAAAGAGGGACAAGAAGCGUCAUCGUCGAAGGGAACAGCUUUUGACGGACGAGGAUCAGUCCUACGUCGUUCUCUGCCCGACCGAUGCGGCUUUUGCCAAGAUCAACCUGACCACGUACCUGCAAGACAAGGAGCUGCUCGAAAGGCUUGUCUUGCUGCACAUUAUCCCGAGCCCCGCCGACGAUGCCCUACCAUGGGGAAACGCCAAGCAAGUGCCCAUUGGCCUGCAAGAUUCCAAGCAGGUCGAUAGUCUGCUCGACCAGAGCGCUGGUGGGCCCAGCCGGUACGGCAAACUUGCAUUCAGGAAGCUCGAAGUGGCCAAGGAUGGUGCAGACGAUGGCGGAGGGGAUGGAGACGUCGACCAAGGCCUCGGAUGGGUCGUCGGCGUUGCAGACACGCGGGGUACCGACGGAAGGAAGCACAGUGCUCGAAUCCUGUCGUUUGGCAGGGAAUCGUUGGCUGACGAUGUGACGCGCAUGAGCAAGAAGAAGAAGGCUGAUCCGCCCGCGGAUGGACUCCCCAACUCAAGGAGCAUCGGUGGCGUCUUUACGCUCGACGCUGUGUUACAGCCCUAUGAGCCAGGCUGGUUCUAUCGGUGGGGCUGGGUCGCUUUGUCUUCUCUGCUCGCAGUUGUCGUCUUGGCUGGGAUGGGCUACGGUCUGUGGGUCUGGUGGCAGCGCGACGGCCGGAUCAGGCUUCCCGAUGCACUCGAAGGCGAGGAGGAGUAGGGUAGUUCUUUUGUAUAAUAAGAAGCUUCUUUCUACGACACGUUUCCUGCUACAUGAAAUGAUUGACGAAUUAUUGAUGAUGAU
Molecule: messenger RNA, 3414 nt
Organism: Acaromyces ingoldii
Lineage: Eukaryota; Fungi; Basidiomycota; Exobasidiomycetes; Exobasidiales; Cryptobasidiaceae
Exons: 2
Coding region: 94-3330 (1078 amino acids)
Biological process (GO): macroautophagy
Cellular component (GO): fungal-type vacuole membrane
Source: RefSeq, a predicted model, not a curated record